Messenger RNA from Heterocephalus glaber (naked mole-rat), 2685 nucleotides. RefSeq names its product terminal uridylyl transferase 1, U6 snRNA-specific (gene Tut1). The record is from RefSeq and is a predicted model, not a curated record. Gene Ontology annotation, cellular component: nuclear speck. Gene Ontology annotation, biological process: RNA 3'-end processing. Gene Ontology annotation, molecular function: poly(A) RNA polymerase activity; RNA binding. Lineage: Eukaryota; Metazoa; Chordata; Mammalia; Rodentia; Bathyergidae.
UUGAUUGGCGGACUUCGUCACUUCCUGUAGGUCUGGCGGAAGUCGCUUCCGAGAGCAUCGCGGUCUUCACAAGAGAAUUCCGGCGGAGGCAGGAGAGUUUCCCUUUGCUGUUUGCCCGAGGGUCGCCAUGGCGGCGGUGGAUUCGGAUGUCGAAUCGCUGCCGCGUGGGGGUUUCCGCUGCUGCCUCUGCCACGUUACGACAGCCAACCGACCCAGCCUAGAUGCCCAUUUGGGAGGCCGGAAGCACCGGCAUCUGGUAGAACUUCGAGCUGCCAGAAAGGCCCAGGGCCUUCGGAGUGUGUUUGUCAGUGGUUUCCCCAGGGAUGUAGAUUCUACAGAGCUCUCUGAAUACUUCCAGGCAUUUGGACCUGUGGCCAGCGUGGUCAUGGACAAGGACAAGGGCGUGUUUGCCAUCGUGGAGAUGGGGGACAUGGGCUCCCGGGAUGCUGCCCUGGCCCAGCCCCAGCACAGCCUACGAGGACAGCGUCUGCGCGUGCGGCCUCGGGAGCAGAAGGCGUUCCAGAGCCCAGGCUCCAGGGCCCUCCGGGGUGCUGCCCCCGAGGACAGUGGCCAGCUGCUCAGUGCACUGGCCGAGGCCCCAGACGUGGGCACACAGAUGAUGAAGCUGGUGGCGCUGCGGGAACUGUCCGAGGCGGAGCGGCAGCUGCGGUGCCUGGUGGUGGCCCUGAUGCAGGAAGUCUUCACAGAAUUCUUCCCUGGCUGUGCAGUCCACCCUUUUGGCUCUUCCACAAAUAGCUUUGAUGUCCAUGGGUGUGAUCUUGACCUCUUCCUGGAUCUGGGAGAGCUGGAUGAGCCUCAGCAGGUCCCGAAGGCUCCGGAGUCUCCGUCCUUGGACUCUGCCCUUGCCUCCCCCUUGGAUCCUCAGGCCUGCACCCCAGCCUCCCCUGCGGACUCGCAGCCCCCAACGUCUCCCCAAGACUCUGAGGCGCUGGACUUUGAGGCCCUGUCCUCCCUAGCACCCCAGACGCCAGACUCUGCUCUGGCCUCUGAGAUCCUGGCCUCUCCCCAGUCCCUGCCUCCAGCCUCGCCGCUGCAGGAGGACAGGGGCGAGGGGGACCCCGGGAAGGCCCCGGAUGCAGCAGAGGCCCUGGGUGGGGAGAAGCCAGCGGGAGCGGCCAUGCUGGAGCUGGUGGGCUCCAUCCUGCGGCGCUGUGUCCCUGGCGUCUACCGUGUCCACAGCGUGCCAUCGGCCCGGCGCCCUGUGGUGAAGUUCUGCCAUCGGCCCUCGGGGCUUCAUGGUGACGUCUCCCUCGGUAACCGGCUGGCCCUGCACAACUCCCAAUUCCUGAGCCUGUGCGCUGAGCUGGAUGGGCGAGUCCGGCCCCUCGUGUACACCGUCCGCUGCUGGGCACAGGGCCGAGGGCUGGCAGGGAGCGGCCCCCUCCUCAGCAACUACGCUCUGACCCUGCUCGUGGUCUACUUCCUGCAGACCCGGGACCCACCUGUGUUGCCCACGGUGGCCCAGCUCACCCGGAAAGCAGAUGAGGGCGAGCGGGUGGAAGUGGACGGCUGGGACUGCAGUUUCCCCAGGGACGCCCGGAGCCUGGAACCCAGCGCCAACGUGGAGCCCCCGGGCGCCCUGCUGGCCCAGUUCUUCUUCUGUGUCUCCUGCUGGGAUCUCCGUGGCUCUCUGCUGUCCCUACGGGAGGGCCGCGCGCUGCCUGUGGCCGGGGGACAGCCUGCCAUAUUCUGGGAGGGUCUGCGUCUGGGCCCCAUGAAUCUUCAGGACCCCUUUGAGCUGAGUCACAACGUGGCCGCCAAUGUGACCAGCCGAGUGGCCGGGAGGCUGCAGAACUGCUGCCGGGCUGCAGCCAGUUACUGCCGGAGCCUGCAGUAUCUGCGCCGCUCGGCCCGCGGCCGGGACUGGGGGCUGCUGCCGCUCCUGCAGUCAAGCUCCCCUGCCUCGCUGCUCGCGGCCACUCCCAUCCCCCUGCCGGUCGUGCCCUUCCCCCAGCUCUGCACUGCCCUGGUCCGGGUGCUGCGGGACGCUCUGGGGUGCCAGGUUGAACAGGGGACAAAGAGGCCGAGGCCCAAAGCGGGGAUGGAGGAGGCUGCUCAGGGAGGAGCUGGGAAGAGACUGAAGCUAGAUGGGCACGGAGAGGGCGGCGAGGACAGGGCCGAGGAGCCUUGGGGACACGCGGGGGACCUCCACGGGGAAGUAGUGGAGGAGAUGGUCGUGGAGGUUGGCGAGACGGUGCCGGACUCGGCUAUGUGGAGCCCAGGGCAGGCGGGAGACCCGCCAGGGGUGGCUGGCCACCGCGAAGGACCGGACCACCCAGCGCAGGCCCAGCCACGCCCCAGCUGUGCCAGCUGGCGCUGCGCCCUGUGGCACCGCACGUGGCAGGGGCGGCGGCGAGCCCGGCGGCGCCUGCAGCAGCAGCAGCAGCGGGAGGGCCAGAGGGGUGACGCAGGGGCCGGGUGGCUGGCGACUGAGGCCCAGGUGACCCAGGAGCUGGCCAGACCCAGCGGCGGGGAGCGGGGAGCAGGAGCCGAGCCCCUUGUGGCCUUCAUGGCGAGCGCGAGCGCGUCCGAAGCCGAGGGGAUGCUCUCAGUUACCCCGCUGCGGGACGCGCAGGGUCUGUUCCCUGAGCUGCACCACUUCCUGCAAGGCUUCGUGCCCCAGGCGCUGCGCCAGGCAAUAAAGCAAUGAGCUGCUGGACCACA